Messenger RNA from Lecanosticta acicola, 497 nucleotides. The record is from the annotation of a GenBank genome assembly. Lineage: Eukaryota; Fungi; Ascomycota; Dothideomycetes; Mycosphaerellales; Mycosphaerellaceae.
AUGGCCGAAAACACCUUCCGUUUAAUUAUCCAACCAUACUUCUACGGGAUUUCUUCUGACACUCGUAAGGAGAUAAAGAAGCGACGCAAACAGAACAUGAUCCGUGAGUCGCUUCUCUCCAUCAUCACUAUCCGAGUGUAUUCUAAUCUCUUUAGACUUCUUCGACGACGACUAUCCGAGCUCGCUCUUAAGCCGCUUCGGCGACUUACGUAACAUUCCAAUUAUCGGGCUGGAGAAUAGCAGAACGCCCUUGGCCGGCGGCCUGAUUGGAGCAGUAUGUGAUACUCUAUGUGGAACUGACAAUACAAUUCGCUGACCACCGCCAGGGAAAAGAUAUUGCAAACUCCAGCGUGCACGUCCUUGGGAGCCGCGGGCGCAACAUCACUCCAACUAAGCGCAAAUCUGAAAUACACUCGAAUGAGAUCCAAAACAAGGCGGACGACGCCACGCCGACCAAGAAGCCAAAGCCAAACCGCGUCCUCUCGUUCACGGCGUGA